AUGUCUGAGAGCAACGGUGGGGUCUCGGGUGGUAGUGUGAUCUCUGAGACCAACAGUGGGGUCUCGGGUGGCCGUGUGAUCUCUGAGAGCAACACUGAUGGAAUUGGGGGCUCCUCCAUCGAUAUAGUCCUCAUCCUUGACGACUCUUCCAGCGUUCGGCCGCCUGUGUUCUACAACACCCUGUCUUACAUGGUCCAGCUCACCAGGUGCGAGACUGACAUCGAAACUGGAAUUGGAGUCAUUGUUUUCAACUGCGUGCCGAGGACAGAAAUCCCUCUCGGCCUCUACACGAUGGGCAGCAUGCAACUUUCCUACGAGAUCUCACAAAUAAAGAGACAGGGAGGACGCACCCGGCCCGGCCCGACUAUUCGCUACAUGAAGGACACGUCCCGUUUCGGUGACGGGGUGUACCGAGUGGCCAUAGUCCUGACAGACGGGUUUAUUAAAGGCGAGCCACUAGAUGACCACAAAGGAAAAGCAGCAGCAGCCAGAGCCGCCGGGAUCACGAUGUACAGCGUGGGAGUCGGAGACCGUGUGGACAUGGAUGCCCUCAAUGACAUCACCGGUGACGCCAGCAGAGUUUUCGACGACAACAACCCGUGCGAUCUCUAUCGCAAAAUAAUCAAGGAUUUUGAUAAAACCCCCCGCUCUGGCGGCAACAGCAUCGGUGACUCCAUGAGCAGCAGCGGUAGUGCCAGCGACGGUGGCGCAUCCAGUGAAAGUGCGAGCUCAGGGAGCAACGGCGGGGAGCUCCGAGGGCAAGAGCAGUGGCUCCAGCGAGAGCAGUGGCAGAAGUGGUGGCACCAGCGGUGGCUCCGUCGGCAGCGGUGGACUCCAGCGGUGGCUCCGACAGCAGCGAUGGCUCCGACAGCAGCGGUGACUCCAACGACAGCGGUGACUCCAACGGCAGCGGUAGCUCUAACGAGCUCGCCGCAGCGUGGCUCGCCCCCAGCGAAGGCUCCGUCAGCAGCGGUGGCACCAGCGGUGGCUCCGUCAGUAGCGGUGGCACCAGCGGUGGCUCCGUCAGCAGCGGUGGUACCAGCGGUGGCUCGCGCCCCAGCGAAGGCUCCGUCAGUAGCGGUGGCACCAGCGGUGGCUCCCUCAGCAGCGGUGGCACCAGCGGUGGCUCCGUCAGCAGCGGUGGCACCAGCGGUGGAUCCGCCCGCAGCGGUGGCACCAGCGGUGGCUCCGUCAGCAGCGGUGGCUCCGCCCCCAGCGGUGGCUCCGUCAGUAGCGGUGGCUCCGUCAGCAGCGGUGGCUCGCCCCAGCGGUGGCUCCGUCAGUAGCGGUGGCGCCAGCGGUGGCUCCGUCAGCAGCGGUGGCACCAGCGGUGGCUCCGUCAGCAGCGGUGGAUCAGCCAGCAGCGGUGGCUCCGUCAGCAGCGGUGGCUCCAUUGGCAGCAGUGGCUCCGUCGGCAGCGGUGGCUCCGUCGGCAGCGGUGACUCCAACGACAGCGGUGGCUCCGCCCGCAGCAGUGGCUCCGCCCCCAGCGAAGGCUCCGUCAGCAGCGGUGGUACCAGCGGUGGCUCCGCCCCCAGCGAAGGCUCCGUCAGUAGCGGUGGCACCAGCGGUGGCUCCGUCAGCAGCGGUGGCACCAGCAUAGGCUCCGUCAGCAGCGGUGGCACUAGCGGUGGCUCCGUCAGUAGCGGUGGCUCCGCCCCCAGCGAAGGCUCUGUCAGCAGCGGUGGCUCUAUCAGCAGGGGUGGCACCAGCGGUGGCUCCCUCAGCAGCGGUGGAUCAGCCAGCAGCGGUGGCUCUGUCAGCAGCGGUGGCUCCGUCAGCAGCGGUGGCACCAGCGGUGGCUCCCUCAGCAGCGGUGGCACCAGCGGUGGCUCCGUCAGCAGCGGUGGCACCAGCGGUGACUCCGUCAGCAGCGGUGGCACCAGCGGUGGCUCCGUCAGCAGCGGUGGCACCAGCGGUGGCUCCGUCAGCAGCGGUGGCUCCGCCCCCAGCGGUGGCUCCGUCAGUAGCGGUGGCGCCAGCGGUGGCUCCGUCAGCAGCGGUGGCACUAGCGGUGGCUCCGUCAGCAGCGGUGGCACCAGCGGUGGCUCCGUCAGCAGCGGUGGCACAAGCGGUGGCUCCGUCAGUAGCGGUGGCACCAGCGGUGGCUCCGUCAGCAGCGGUGGCACCAGUGGUGGUUCCGUCAGCAGCGGUGGCACAAGCGGUGACUCCAACGGCAGCGGUGGCACCAGUGGUGGCUCCGCCCGCAGCGGUGGCACCAGUGGUGGCUCCGUCAGCAGCGGUGGCACCAGCAUAGGCUGA
This is a messenger RNA of Branchiostoma belcheri (Belcher's lancelet), 2262 nucleotides long. RefSeq names its product PE-PGRS family protein PE_PGRS26-like. The coding region runs from base 1 to 2262 and encodes 753 amino acids. NCBI's taxonomy places the organism in Eukaryota, Metazoa, Chordata, Leptocardii, Amphioxiformes, Branchiostomatidae. The record is from RefSeq and is a predicted model, not a curated record. The transcript is spliced from 7 exons.